Penicillium malachiteum is the source of this 1266-nucleotide messenger RNA. RefSeq names its product DMT family transporter. Gene Ontology annotation, cellular component: membrane. NCBI's taxonomy places the organism in Eukaryota, Fungi, Ascomycota, Eurotiomycetes, Eurotiales, Aspergillaceae. The record is from RefSeq and is a predicted model, not a curated record. The transcript has 4 exons. Gene Ontology annotation, biological process: regulation of peptide transport. Bases 1 to 1266 code for a protein of 421 amino acids.
AUGGCCUCCAACCUGAGCUCACCAGAACAGUCCACCAGAUUAGGAAUGGCAAGACGAACACUCGGAAUAUGUCUUCUCCUAUUGGUGGUAGUCCUCUGGACAGCCUCGAAUUUCCUAGGAAGUACUAUCUUCGCAGACAAAACAUACCCGAAGCCAUUCUUCGUAACAUACAUCAACACCUCACUCUUCACAGCGCCUCUUUUCGGUGUCCUUGGAAGCCGAACCUUUCGUCUAUGGCGUGCUGGUGCACUAGGACAGGUCGACUCAUUCCAGACCUGGCUACGGCUCAUGGAUUCUGCUGAUACGUCAGCGACUAUUGAGGAAUCGAGAGCCUUGCGCCGGGUAUCUGUUGAUGAGUCGGCUAGAAUUAGCGGUGAUCUGGAUUCCGUGAGGUAUGGAUCCAAGAGAAAUGUGAAUGAGAAAUUAGGGUUAAGGGAAACCGCACGACUUAGUUUUCAAUUCUGCUUACUAUGGUUUGCCGCGAAUUAUUUCGCAAUGGCAUGUCUUCAGUAUACGACUGUUGGAAGUACAACUAUCUUAACUUCUACCAGUGGUGUCUGGACUCUAAUCUUCGGUGCUUGUCUGCGCGUGGAGAAAUUCACGAUCCGGAAAUUUCUCGGUGUCGUUGCAUCUCUCAUUGGUAUUAUUCUGAUAUCUCGAGUGGACAUUUCGAAUCCCGAUACAGAUGAGACCACGCCGAAUGAUCAGGGUUCAGGCUCAUUCCCGCAUAAGACGGUUGCGGAGAUUGCUCUCGGUGAUGCGAUGGCGGCUUUUAGCGCAAUCUUGUACGGUGUGUAUACGAUUGUGAUGAAGAGACAGGUCGGUGAUGAGUCGCGUGUGAACAUGUCGCUCUUUUUUGGGCUUGUUGGUCUCUUCAAUCUUAUCUUCAUGUGGCCUGGCUUCUUUAUUUUGCAUUGGGCUGACGUGGAGACGAUGUCUUUGCCGGAGACGAAUCGUGUGUGGACUAUUAUUCUGGUGAACUCGGUCGCUUCAUUUACCUCUGACGUUGCUUGGGCUUAUGCUAUGCUCCUUACCACACCUUUGGUCGUCACGGUCGGCUUGAGUUUAACUAUACCUUUGUCCUUGGUGGGGCAGAUUAUCCUACAGGGACAAUAUGCGAGUGCGCUAUACUGGGUUGGCGCGGCGAUAGUCUUUUUAUCGUUUCUUGUCGUUAAUCAUGAAAGUGAGACUCUUGAUGAAGAAGCAGCUGAGGCGACCAGAUCAUCUUCUGGGAGCUAUGCAAGUAUUCCUACUGAAGAUCGCUGA